Messenger RNA from Spodoptera littoralis (African cotton leafworm), 738 nucleotides. The record is from the annotation of a GenBank genome assembly. NCBI's taxonomy places the organism in Eukaryota, Metazoa, Arthropoda, Insecta, Lepidoptera, Noctuidae.
AUGUCCGGCGAAGUUGUAGUAGACGCGUUACCUUACAUUGACCAAGGUUAUGAUGACCCAGGAGUCAGGGAAGCCGCCCUGGCUAUGGUAGAAGAAGAAUGUCGGAGGUACAGACCGACUAAGAACUAUUUAGAAAAUGCUGGCCCUGAGCCCAGUACAGCAUUCGAGACGCCAGCUUUACAGAGAGAAAUGGAGAGGGUGCAGCAACGUCUUCCCAUGGAACCACUGUCUAUGAAACGUUAUGAACUGCCCCCACCUCCAGCGGGACGUCUGGGUGAACCAACAGCCUGGGCAGAGUCAGUAGACAACUCCCACGCACAGCUGUCUCACCAAGCUAUCAGAGUGUUGAAUCUGGAGCUACAAUUACAGUAUGGCUCAGAAGCAUGGCGGUCCUACCUCAACACACUGCAGGCACUCGUCACACGGUCACAGAAUGUGCAUGGCCAGUUAAGAAAACAAAUUGCAUCUGUUAACUGGGAGAGAAAACGAUCUCAAACUGCGAGUGGUGCAAGACUAAGAGCCUUGAGAAGACGAUGGGCGCAGCUUGUAUCAGACAACUACCGACUUGAACGCGCCAUUAUGCAGCUCGAAAUACAAUUACAGAAGGCGAAAGGAGAAGCACCUGCUGAUGAUGGUGAACCUGCAGACCUGGAAUCUGUCAAGAACCUGCCAGACAAACUUAAUUCCGAAACAGAGAAGGAAGUACAAAAGAAGAUUGAGGACAUGUUUGCAGAUUAG